This is a messenger RNA of Pieris brassicae (large cabbage white), 2041 nucleotides long. Its product is annotated as phospholipase A1 member A. The coding region runs from base 217 to 1287 and encodes 356 amino acids. NCBI's taxonomy places the organism in Eukaryota, Metazoa, Arthropoda, Insecta, Lepidoptera, Pieridae. Gene Ontology annotation, molecular function: lipase activity. The record is from RefSeq and is a predicted model, not a curated record. The transcript has 7 exons. Gene Ontology annotation, biological process: lipid metabolic process.
UUGAAAUUACAUGCAAUUUACCGGAAUGUCUUUGUAUUCUCAAGAGGGGCGAGGGUCAAACCAACAUCAUGUAUACUUUCGCCGUCAGUUUCCUAACAGCACACGCAGGUUAUACACGCGUAGGCAAUUAAUUUCGUAACCCAUACACAGACGACUUUUAGGCUUUUAUUUCAAGAAUUUUGGAUGUUUUAAUUUUGAUAUAAAUGUGAAUUAAAAAUGGUGACUAACGCUCAGUGGUUGUUGGUGAUUGGAAUAACCGCAUUGCAAUUUUCCGUAUCGAAAACUCAGCGGGAGAACCUUGUUGGCGAUGAUCGUGAGAAACCUCAAACCGCUCGCGAUGUCUUCAAUACAACUUCGUGUAUUCCUCCUCCGUAUAGAUGUCCCCACCCGAGAAUGCAGUUUUUCUUAUAUACAAGAACCACUCAGGAAAAAGGCGAACUGAUCAACACUCUCGAUAACGACUCACUAAAAUAUUCUAAAUUCAAUCCUAAGCACCCGACGAAAAUCGUAGUCCAUGGAUUUGGUGGAGGCAGGAAUCUAUCACCGAGCACUGAUAUGAGAAACGCAUAUUUCAAAAGAGGGAAUUACAAUAUAUUUAUUGUUGAUUACGGGACCUUAGUUAAGGAGCCUUGUCUUGGUCAGAUAGAAUGGGCUCCGCGGUUUGCAAGUCUCUGCAUUGCACAGUUAGUAGAAUAUGUGCAGUACCACCCAAGUAAAGGAAUUCCUCCGGAGAAAAUUCAUACUAUAGGAUACAGUGUUGGUGCCCACAUUCUAGGCCUUGUAGCUAACCACAUAACAGAAGGAAAACUAGGAAGGAUCACAGGUUUAGACCCAACAAUAUUUUUCUACAUGGGAAAUAAUCGUUCGCGAGAUUUAGAUUAUACUGACGCUGAAUUUGUGGAUAUUUUUCACACUGGUGCAGGCAUUCUUGGUCAAUGGGGUCCAAAUGGACAUGCCGACUUUUAUGUCAACGGAGGGUCCAGCCAGCCUGGCUGUGCUCAUGAUACUAUUUUUCAAACCUUAUCAUGUGACCAUACUAAAGUAACACCGUACUUCAUAGAGUCAAUCAAUAGCCGUACUGGUUUCUGGGCUGGACCAUGUCCCAGUCUUUUUUCCUACCUCAUUGGCUGGUGCGAGCCAAAAGACACUGAGUAUGUACUGAUGGGUGAACAUGUUACGCAUAAAGCACGCGGUGUGUACUACGUCACGACGAAUGCAAAGCCACCUUAUGCCAGAGGAUUCCCCGGAAAAGGCCGAAGAGUCAGAUCUUUAAUACCAUAUAGAUAACUGUGAUACUAAUAUUAACUUAACUUGCCUCUAACUCAGAGUUACCUUUUGUACCUACCUCAAAAUUGUUACAAAGUGUGCUUCGGUGUAAUUUUUAUAGUUUAUGUUAAAUUACCGUUUUUAUAUUGUCAAAACUGUUUUGUCAUAAGCGCCAUCUCGUGUUAGUUUUGAAAAAGUAGCGGAGUCGCAAGCUGGGAAAUUAAUAACUUUAUUUAUGUAAAUCAUAGAUGGCGUUAAAUUCAAAAAAUUAAUAUGCAUUUCAUAGAAUCAGUCUUGGUUCCAAGUCGCACGUUUUAGAAGUUAUUGGUAGCGUUGAUGAACCCAUAAAAUUAUUUUGCACAAUUUGUAGGAUUAGCCAAAUCAUGAAGUGAUAAAUUCUUCAAUAAGCCAACCACAUAUUAAUAACUGAAAUUUAUAGUCAUGUAUAAUUUUCAUAUAGACUUAUGUUUUUCCUAUUUAUUUUGGCAUAGUUAAAUAUGUUUCAUUUUGAUCAACUUCAACUUCAAAAACGCGGAGACUUGUGUACUGUGAUUUGUUGUACUCUUAACAAAACUAAUUACUUGAUGCAAAUAAACAAGCUAUAAUUUUAUUAACCUCUUUAUUCAUAUUAAUUAAAUUUGAUAAUAUAAAAAUUAUCUUAUGGCUCUUUCUAUCAAAUUGAACUAAUGACGUGCUGAAGAGAAACGUAUAGUUAGAAUAGUUAAUUUGUUUAAAUUAUUCUUUACACUAAGUGGGCUCAAUUUGUUUAUAAGGU